Spirometra erinaceieuropaei is the source of this 1992-nucleotide messenger RNA. The record is from the annotation of a GenBank genome assembly. Lineage: Eukaryota; Metazoa; Platyhelminthes; Cestoda; Diphyllobothriidea; Diphyllobothriidae.
AUGUCCGCUUGUGCGCCCGUCGCUAGAGCGACCAAGGCAUCGUUGAGAAAGACAGCCGUCGCUACUGCAGAAGCCGCAGCCAGACUGGCUGCCUACCUAGACGAAAACGGACGUGGACCGUCCAUUAACACCCAAUCGCGCAUCACCUUCAAGUCACGUGAUUCAGCUGAACAGGCACCACCGCCGCCUGUCCGCUCAGCGUCAGGAGCCGCCUCCUGGGGCUCCUUUUCGGCGACUCCUUUCGCCUGGGAUCGGUCCAUGGCUUCAUUCGGGGGACUGGACGAAUCGCAGCAGGCAAGACGACGGACCACAAGAUCAACAACUUCUGGUGGUGCAGCCGCCACGCAUCCCAUAACCUCAGAGCUGCUGGAACUCAGUCGAAGCAUCAUGCAGCUGGCUGACACAGCGCGCAGGGAAAAUAGUCAGCUCGGAUCCGUGGUGCGGGAGUCUCUGGCUAUGCAGCGUCUUGCACCCGGCUCUCUGGGAGGCCAGAUGGAUUAUAGGACGUCGACAACAAGUCAAGCGGAGGCGACGGGUCCUCCACAGGAGAACAAGGAGGUAUCAGAGCUGGUGGAGAGUUUCGCCGCCCUCGUAGAUGAAAUUCACUCUAAGAAUGAGAGGAUGAAGUCAAUGCUUUUGGGUGCCCCCGAAGCCGGAGGCAGCGGAAAUCCAAAGGAUGCACAGAAGUCAGUCAUGGCCGAACAGUGCUCCGAGCUUCUUGACGGACUCCAUGACCUGAAUGACGAUAUGAACAGUAAAAAUGAUCAGAUAAUUGCUCUCUUGAAGUCUGGUAGGCCGUCGAGUGUUAUGGGAAGCCCUUUUUCACCGCCGCCAACUCCACCACCAGCAAUACAGGGCGAAUUUGGGGAGGUUUUGCGAAGCAUCGGUAAUUUAACAGGCGAGGUCAGGGCUAACAGUGAACGCAUGCGAUCUUUAUAUCAGUCUAGUCCGGCAACACUUGGCUCCCUUGGAAUCUCCCAGCGAGACGUUGCCGGUGAAGCAGUUGGCGAGAGCGCUGACUCUACAGAAAUCAGGCGGACACUUAAUCGCCUGGCUGAGGAGUUUCGCACCAAAAAUAACGAAAUCCUGGGCAUGCUUCAGGGCGGCAGCCUUGCCACAACCGCUUCCUCCUCAAUUUUCUCCAAGGAUCUAGAGAUCCUGCAAGAAAGCAUAGCUCAUCUAAGUAGGGCGGUUGAGAUGGAACAGAGGCAAAUUAGCAGCAUCCUGGGCAUCCCAUCAGCGCCGACUGCUUCCAUAACCCUCAAACCUGAAGAGGAGGAGGCCGCCGAGGCCGCACUGGCAGACUCGCCAAUCAUGAAGCUGCUUGCGGAUGUCACGCAAUACGUGCAGGCUGUGGCAAAAAGUCUUCAGGAGAGCUCUAUAGACCCCCUGAAAACCAUUGGAGCCGACGAGAGUGGCGUCUCAAACAAGCAAGUCUUCGAGGCACUCGCGGAAGUCGAUAAGAACAUGAAAAACCUCUCCCGACGGAUCUCUGAUCUUGACAAAAUGCGAUGCCGAGAGUACUGCAAGGCUCAGGGCCUGGGCCUUCAGACCUGUACAGCCGAAAGUUCAAUCUUCAAGGUGUUGGAGGAUAUGACGCGCGGACUGCAGGAUGUCUCCUCUGGAGUGGCAGACAUCGUUCAGAAGCAAAAGGAGGAGUUGGAGAGACCGGAGCCGCCAGUCUACAUUGUCUCCCUGCCGGAACCAUCUGUCGUCAAGACGUUGGAUGAGAUUCGUAACAGCGUGGCCUUCUUCGGUGGACACAUGAAAGUGCCAGUUCCGGGCAUCGUUGAUGUCAACGUCGACUCAGCUGAUCAGGUCACCUCUGACGAACUCUCGCCUCUGGAUAAGUUGAGACAAAGUGCUGUUGCCGGAGGCACCUACAGCAGGGCUGCGGGUGCUGCCGACGAGGGUGUAAUGGACAUUCUUAAGGAGAUCAGAUCGGCUAUAUCCAUCAUGAGCAGAGAACUUCGCCUGCAAAGCAAGAUCUGA